Melanotaenia boesemani (Boeseman's rainbowfish) is the source of this 4547-nucleotide messenger RNA. RefSeq lists its product as uncharacterized. The record is from RefSeq and is a predicted model, not a curated record. The transcript is spliced from 9 exons. Bases 295 to 3303 code for a protein of 1002 amino acids. NCBI's taxonomy places the organism in Eukaryota, Metazoa, Chordata, Actinopteri, Atheriniformes, Melanotaeniidae.
CAAAGAAGAAGAAGAAUUAAAAAACGAGCGCGAGGGGGUGUAGGCAGUUAGAGUAGCGCUUCAGUUAUGAUUUCAUUAACUUUUCGAUGGUGUAACAUACAGUUAGAGGAUUAAAUACUCGAGUUUGAUAGAGACUGUUUAAAAUUGUUAACAGACGUAAACAUUCACGGAGACGUACCAGUUUAUUGGCUGUUUUCAUGCCAAGUCUGGGACAACGCCCAAUAUUGAGCUUAAAAAGAAGAAGAAAGCUUCAUUUGGAUUUUUGUCAAAGCAAGGAAAAUAAAAUCAUUACUCAUGGUCAAUGAGACAGCAAUGCAGGCCUCAUAUAAUCAGAAAAAUCCUGAUUCAGCUGAAUUCCUUGAAAACAUUCCACCUAGAGUAACUGCUGCACCUGAGACAUCAAAGGUUGAAGUCCAGGCAGUGGAUAUAAGUGAAGAAAAUGGACCUCUUUCUGACGCCUAUAGUUUUUCAACACCAGCUCCAAGAGAUGACAAUAGAGGGAAAAAGGAAAAAUCAGAAUUGUCUGGCUUCCAGUCUGCUCUAACGCCGAUUUUAAAACACUUGAAUAUUGACAAUAACCGCUUAUCUCCAGAGUCUUUAAAACAUGUAUUUUCCAAAAAACAACUGUCUAAAUCAACAGGAAAGUCAGCCCAUCAUCCCAGCUCUGAUUUGUCAACUACCCCCCUUAGGAAAACAGAAGGUGGUAAAGGGGCUCCCGUGUGCUUGCUUGAUUUUGAAUACUUGCCAGAAGUUACAUUUCUUGAUGUCACAAAUGAUCCAACAGUGGAGUUGAGUACAAACGAGCCGGUACUUUGUGAAAGUGCACCUGUAAUACCAAAGGUUGGCAAUGAAAAUAACGCUAAGCCUCCUGACUCUCCAAAACCGGCUGAGAAAACAAGUUUAAACCCUCAUGCCAGGAUUGUGGUCCUUUCUAACAACCCGAGUUCUUCUGUAUGUUCAAGAAUAACAGAAACAUACUUGCCAGAGAUUACUCUCCUUGAUGUUUCCCGUGACUCUGAGCUAUCACCAGUUGGGCAGAUAUCCUCUUUCAACAUCACCCAGGAUACUUUGCCACUUGCUAACAUGAACAUCAACAAAGCUGUGUCAGAGCUUAGGGAAGAAACUGAAAGCUUGGAUACAGUUCAAAAUGAGAAGCUGUCAAGUGCAAGGCUACAGUCUAUCAACUGUGUGAGGGAAAAUGCCAUUAAAAUUUCCUUGGAAGUGACGGAAGACAUUAUUUUGGGUAAUGUUGUGGAAAAUAGCUUGACUUCAUCAGAGCUUAGUGGAAAAAAUGAGAAGCCUCAAGUAACAGAUGAGAAAACACUUGACGCCAAUCCUGUAAAUAUUACUCAUGUCAUAAGUUCCUCUCAUGAAAUGCCUGUACAGUGUUCAGGUUUGUCUUCUUGUUUGGAGUGUAACUCCAGUUCAAAGAGCGUCAUCUCGGAGUGGGAUUCUAAAUUUACCGAGAACCCAGAUACAGUGGAAGAUGUGAAUGAAGAGCUACUGACUGACUGUGACACAGAUACGGCCAGGAAAGUGUCACAACAAAACACAGAAAUGGAUGUGUCUAAAAAUGGCACAUUAACUGUUUUGCAGCCCUCCAAUCUGAGUGCUUCCUCUGACUUGAGCUCUACUGCUUCAAUUUCAUGCCCUGACAAUAAGACACUGGAUCUGGCAACACCCAGUGUUGACAGCCUAAAGGAGUGUGAGUCCACAGAUGAAACGCAGUCUGCCACUAAAAAAUUACCCUGUAUUGUGAAUCAAAAUUACUCAGCUGGGAAUGAGAGUAAUCAGCAUAAAGUGCAGAAUGCCACUUUUGAUCACUGGUCUCCACAGAAAUCCAGUAGCAACACUAUCCUACCAGAAGAUGUUACCACAAACCUUCACCUCCAGAAUAACACAUUUGACUGUAAACCUCCCUCUCAACAGAAUGCCACAAUAACUUUGUCUGAGAAUAGCUCAAGUGACAGUCACCACAACACUUUGGACAAAACCUCCUCUCCUAAAGUUUGUAGUUUAACUAUCAGCCUUAAAGACAAGAGUUCUGAAGUCCACCCCCGUGAGAUGCCAAAACAAAAUGCCAUAACAGUUGCUGCAGAGCCUAAUGUCAGUAUGCAAAAGAAUCCCAACAGUUCAUUUGAAGCUAAUCCUGUUUUAGAGUCGGUUUCUGGAAGUGGUGAACGUGAGGGCAGAGAUCAUUCAGAAUCAGGACUGCCUGUGACACAAAGUCUUUCUGAUGCUUCAAGCCAUCAAAGUAUGGAAACGGAAAACAACAAAGGAGACACAUUUAAUCUGGAUGAAACCCUAGAUUUAAAAGCAGACCCCAUGAUUACUUCAACACCAAUGCCUAACUGUAAACUGUUCCACUGCGACAAAGAGCGAGAGGCAGAUAAAAUCCUGGCGGUGCAGAAAAAACUGUAUGGAGAUGGUCCCAGUAAGCCAGAUGAUCAGCCUCCUUCAAACAUUGUCUGUGACCGUAAAACUUUAUUCACACAGAACACUCCUAGAUUUCUUAAGCCUCCUUUAAAAGUUACAUCCCAGCUGUUGAAGAACAAGCCAGGGUCCACACUUCUGGGUCGGCUUGAACCAGUAACAUCUGGUCUACCUGUGAAAAAACAAAGAAUCCAACCUGAGCCUGUAAGAAACGCUGCUUCUCAAGAAUCGCAAGGGACCACAGGAUUAUCAGGGUCCUACAGCUUGCGUUCUACCACAGCAGCAUCAAAACUGCCCAGCUCUGGAUUGCAGAGACCGCAGCCGGGUGUUAUUCCGUCAGUUGUCCAGAGAGCUGGACCAGGUCUUAGGCCACCAUCUGCAAGAUCCAACACAAUGUCUUCAAGCACUGAAAAACCCUGUGGACCAACAGCUGCCAAUGCUGUGACAAGGAAUGCACAAGGAAAGAAGCACCAAUUAACCAGAGGCCACGCUUUACCAGUAACAAAGAGGAAGAAAAUGGACCCUGGCGUGCCAUCAAGUAUUACUGAAACAACAGCAUCUGCCUGUAAUUCCUAUGAUAGUACAAACAAGACCAGAAACAUGAAACAGCCCACAACCAGUCAGAGAUCUUUGCCUGCUAAAUCCCAAAGAAAUGAUGCUGCAGUGCCAUCAGCUCCUGCUGAAACCUCAGCAUCAUGUGAUGAUUCCAGCAGAGGCAGAGCCAUUAAACAGCCUGCCACCAGCCAUAGAGCCCUGCUGGCUAAACCCCAAAACCAUGGUUGUGCAAAAUGUAGCACUCUUGAGGGGCAGCUGAAAGAAAAAUCUGAGGAAAUACAGAGACUGAAAGCAGAGCUGCUCAAGUACAAAUGAAUUAAUGUUUUUGUUGCAUCUUGAAAACAAUUUUUCUUUCAAUGUUUUGAAAUUUCUCUGUAUAAAAAAUGAAAGGACAGUUACACGCUGUUUAGAGUAUGUUAUUGUGUUAAUGUCUGCAAAGAUAAUCAGUAAUGAUUGUAUGCUGACUGAUACAGAGCACUGAUCAAUCUUUCUUUUUAUUAGUAAACAUGAUACAUGAUAAUACCUCCUACUGGUUUUGUGAAUGAUACUUGAAUGUACCUUUUUAAAACAGCAGGUUUGGACUUUCUUGUCAGAAAACCACACACAUGAAGUCUGUUCAAAGUCCAGACAUUAAACAUUAAUUCUUAGUUUUAAAUAAGGACACUAUAUAAAGUUCUUAUUGUGUUAUUUUUUUCCUCACAGCUUUAACCAUUUUUAUUCAAUAAACUGGUUUAUAUAUUGAUAAUUUUAUUCACUAAUGUACUUAUGUAUGUAUAAACGUACUCUGUUGUUUAUAUCUAUAAGUUUAUAGAAAAUUGUUUAUGGAACUGGGGGGUAUUCUAGAAAGGAUGUUUAACAAAUUUUGUUUUUAUGCCUGUGCUUGAGGUUGCCAAAUCCUCUGACGUCUUAACGUGAGUUUGCUCCAAAACACUGGCUAAGAAGUAGCUAUCACAACCCUGUGUUGGUUAAGCCAAACCUGUGAAAGGCUGCAUCCACCACCGCCCACUGUGACGGAGAAUUUCCAGCGAAGUCUAUGUAUUACUAGAUCUUAAAUGCAUGGUAGCCUACAGUUGCCAUGUGUUAUAUAAUUGCUAAAUUUAAUAAGCAUAUAUUAUCAGCAGUUAGAACCAGUCCUGGGUUAGGCAGCUGGGUCCAAAUGAAAGCAAAGGCUCAGCGCAAAGGGGUUUACCUAUUUCAUAGCCAAAAGAAGACUUUAGAGGGAUGGAAGACAGGUUCGGGACGACUGCAACAACCCCUCAUCCCUGUGGAGGAGCUUGCGAUGAUGAGUGGCAUCCCGGGAGGGUGACAUCAUCAGAACUGGGCCCAGAUGAUUGAAAGUAACUUUAAAGUACAUCUACAGUGCCAGAUCGCAAAGACAGACCUGGAAAUGGAAUACUUAGAACUUAAGAUAAGAAAUCCGUGGAGGCAUAGGCCAAAAUGUCAUUGAAUAAAGACAUUGCAUAAUGAAGUGUUUCUCUUGUCAGGCAAUAAAGCAUGCAUUGGGGAAUUUGCCAGACAAUGGUUGAAAUAAAAUAUUGAAAAUGGAGUUUGUUCAUUUC